Molecule: messenger RNA, 4240 nt
Organism: Psammomys obesus (fat sand rat)
Lineage: Eukaryota; Metazoa; Chordata; Mammalia; Rodentia; Muridae
Gene: Msh6
Product: mutS homolog 6
Exons: 10
Coding region: 83-4153 (1356 amino acids)
Biological process (GO): mismatch repair
Cellular component (GO): MutSalpha complex; nucleus
Molecular function (GO): ATP binding; ATP-dependent DNA damage sensor activity; mismatched DNA binding
Source: RefSeq, a predicted model, not a curated record
UCCCGCCAGCAGCGGCCGCGCGGCGGAGGCAGUGCCCGUGGGCGCUCGGAGUGGCGGAGCGGUCGGGCCUGCAGCCUUCAUCAUGUCGCGACAAAGCACCCUCUACAGCUUCUUCUCCAAGUCCCGGGUGCUCGGGGACAGCAACAAGGCCGAGGCCGAGGCCUCAGGCGAAGACGCCGCCGCCCCCGGAGCCUCCGCCUCCCGCGGCGGGGAUGCGGCCUGGAGCAAGGCUAAAUCCGAGUCCCGGCCCGCGGCCGUGUCCGCCUCGUCUCCGGAGGCGAAGAACCUCAACGGAGAGUCUCGGAGGUCGGCCGCGCCGGCCGCCCCCGCCAGUUCUUGUGACUUUUCACCAGGUGAUUUGGUUUGGGCUAAGAUGGAAGGUUACCCCUGGUGGCCUUGCCUGGUUUAUAAUCAUCCCUUUGAUGGAACAUUCAUCCGGAAGAAAGGGAAAUCAGCCCGUGUUCAUGUGCAGUUUUUUGAUGACAGUCCAACAAGGGGCUGGGUUAACAAAAGGAUGCUAAAGCCAUAUACAGGUUCAAAGUCAAAGGAGGCCCAAAAAGGAGGUCAUUUCUACAGUUCAAAGUCUGAAAUACUCAGAGCAAUGCAACGUGCAGAUGAAGCCUUAAAUAAAGACAAGCUUAAGAGGCUUGAGUUGGCAGUGUGUGAUGAGCCUUCAGAGCCAGAAGAGGAUGAGGAGACAGAGGUGCACGAGGCUUACAUAUCUGAUAAGAGUGAAGAGGAUAAUCAAAGUGAGAAUGAAGAAGUACAGCCUAAGAUGCAGGGGUCUCGACGGAGUAGCCGGCAAGUGAAAAAGCGAAGGGUCAUUUCAGAUUCUGAGAGUGACGUUGGUGGCUCUGAUGUAGAAUUCAAGCCAGAUACUAAGCAAGAAGGAAGCAGUGAUGAAGUGAGCAGUGGAGUUGGAGACAGUGACAGUGAAGGCCUGGGCACCUUUGCCAAAGGUGCUCCAAAGCGCAAGAGAACUGCUGCUCACGGUACACUGAAAAGGAAAAGUUCCAAGAAGGAAACAGCCUCAGCCAAACGAGCAUCUCGAAUUUUGUCAGACACCAAGAGUACCUUGAGUGCUUUCUCCGCCCCUCAAAAUUCUGAAUCUCAAACCCACAUCAGUGGAGGAGGUGAUGACAGUAAUGGGCCCACUAUUUGGUAUCAUGAAACUUUAGAAUGGCUUAAGCCAGAAAAGAGAAGAGAUGAGCACAGGAGACGGCCUGAUCACCCCGAUUUUGAUUCUUCUACCCUGUAUGUGCCUGAAGAUUUUCUUAAUUCUUGUACUCCAGGGAUGAGAAAGUGGUGGCAGAUCAAGUCUCAGAACUUUGACCUUGUCAUCUUUUAUAAGGUGGGGAAGUUUUAUGAACUGUAUCAUAUGGAUGCAGUUACUGGAGUAAAUGAGCUAGGGCUGAUAUUCAUGAAGGGCAACUGGGCCCAUUCUGGUUUUCCAGAAAUUGCAUUUGGCCGAUACUCAGAUUCCUUGGUGCAGAAGGGCUAUAAGGUAGCACGAGUGGAACAGACUGAGACCCCAGAAAUGUUGGAGGCACGGUGCCGGAAGAUGGCACACGUAUCUAAGUUCGACAGAGUGGUGAGGAGGGAGAUUUGUAGGAUCAUUACCAAGGGCACGCAGACCUGUGGUGUGCUGGAUGGUGACCCUUCUGAGAGCUAUAGUAGGUAUCUCCUUAGCCUCAAAGAGAAAGAGGAAGAUUCUUCUGGUCACACUCGUGUAUAUGGUGUGUGCUUCGUUGAUACUUCACUGGGCAAGUUUACCAUAGGCCAGUUUACGGAUGAUCGCCACUGUUCCAGAUUUAGGACUUUAGUGGCACACUAUCCUCCAGUACAAAUUUUGUUUGAGAAGGGAAAUAUCUCAACAGAAACCAAAACUGUCCUGAAGGGUUCACUGUCCUCUUGUCUUCAGGAAGGUCUGAUCCCAGGCUCCCAGUUUUGGGAUGCCACUAAGACUUUGAGAACACUCCUUGAGGGAGGGUAUUUUGCUGGAAGGUUAGAUGAAGACAGUAGUGUGGUGCUGCCCCAGGUGCUCAAAGCUAUGACCUCAGAGUCAGAUUCUGUUGGACUGACACCAGGGGACGAGAGUGAACUGGCUCUCUCUGCUCUAGGUGGUUGUGUUUUCUACCUCAAAAAAUGCCUGAUUGAUCAGGAGCUUCUGUCAAUGGCUAAUUUUGAAGAAUAUUUUCCCUUGGAUUCUGACGUGAUCAGCACAGUAAGACCUGGUACAAUCUUCACUAAAGCUAAUCAGCGAAUGGUGUUAGAUUCAGUGACGUUAAACAACCUGGAGAUUUUCCUGAAUGGGACAACUGGUUCUACGGAAGGGACUCUGCUGGAGAGGCUCGAUACUUGCCAUACCCCCUUUGGCAAGCGGCUCCUCAGACAGUGGCUAUGUGCUCCCCUUUGCAGCCCAUCUGCUGUCAGUGAUCGCUUAGAUGCUGUUGAAGACCUGAUGGCUGUACCUGACAAAAUCACUGAAGUUGCAGAACUCCUAAAGAAGCUCCCAGAUCUUGAGAGGCUGUUGAGUAAGAUUCAUAAUGUUGGGUCUCCCCUAAAGAGUAAGAACCAUCCAGAUAGCAGGGCUAUAAUGUAUGAAGAAACUACAUACAGCAAAAAAAAGAUCAUUGAUUUUCUUUCUGCUCUAGAAGGAUUCAAAGUAAUGUGUAAAAUUAUAGGGCUUAUGGAGGGUGUUGCUGAUGAUUUUAAGUCUAAAACCCUUAAGCAGGUUGUUACUCUACAUAGUAAAAGUCCUGAAGGCCGAUUUCCUGAUCUGACUGCAGAACUGAACCGGUGGGAUACAGCUUUUGACCACGAGAAGGCUCGAAAGACUGGACUCAUUACUCCAAAACCUGGGUUUGAUUCAGAUUACGACCAAGCACUUGCUGACAUUAGAGAGAAUGAACAGAGCUUCCUGGAUUACUUAGAGAAACAGCGUACUCGGAUUGGCUGUAGGUCCAUAGCCUACUGGGGAAUUGGUAGGAACCGUUAUCAGUUGGAGAUUCCAGAGAAUUUUGCUACCCGUAAUCUACCCGAAGAGUAUGAGUUGAAAUCUACUAAAAAAGGCUGCAAACGAUACUGGACCAAAACAAUUGAGAAGAAAUUAUCUAAUCUUAUAAAUGCUGAAGAACGAAGGGAUAUGUCUUUGAAGGACUGCAUGCGGCGGCUGUUCUAUAACUUUGAUAAAAAUCACAAGGACUGGCAAUCUGCUGUGGAGUGCAUUGCAGUGUUGGAUGUUUUACUGUGCCUGACUAACUACAGUCAAGGAGGAGAUGGUCCUAUGUGUCGUCCAGUAAUUCUGUUACCAGGAGAAGAUACACAGCCCUUCUUAGAGCUUAAAGGGUCACGACAUCCCUGCAUUACAAAAACAUUUUUUGGAGAUGAGUUUAUUCCUAAUGACAUUCUAAUAGGCUGUGAGGUGGAAGCAGAGGAAAAUGGUAAAGCCUACUGUGUGCUUGUUACUGGACCUAAUAUGGGGGGCAAAUCUACACUCAUAAGACAGGCUGGUCUAUUAGCUGUAAUGGCCCAGAUGGGUUGUUAUGUACCUGCUGAAAUGUGUAGGCUCACACCAGUUGAUAGAGUGUUUACUAGACUUGGUGCCUCAGAUAGAAUAAUGUCAGGUGAAAGUACAUUUUUUGUUGAGUUGAGUGAAACGGCUAGCAUACUUAGGCAUGCAACAGCACAUUCUUUGGUGCUCGUGGAUGAAUUAGGAAGAGGUACUGCAACUUUUGACGGGACAGCGAUAGCCAGUGCAGUUGUUAAAGAACUUGCUGAAACCAUAAAGUGUCGAACACUCUUCUCUACACACUAUCAUUCAUUAGUAGAAGAUUAUUCUAAAAAUGUUUGUGUGCGCCUAGGACAUAUGGCAUGCAUGGUAGAAAAUGAAUGUGAGGAUCCCAGCCAGGAAACAAUUACCUUCCUCUACAAAUUCAUCAAGGGAGCGUGUCCUAAGAGCUAUGGCUUUAACGCAGCAAGGCUGGCUAACCUUCCCGAGGAGGUUAUUCAAAAGGGACACCGAAAAGCAAGAGAAUUUGAGAAGAUGAACCAGUCAUUACGGAUAUUUAGGGAAGUUUGUCUGGCUAGUGAAAAGUCGACUGUAGACCCUGGAGCUAUCCAUAGGUUGCUGGCUUUGAUUAACGAACUGUAGACUACAUUGAAAACUGAGUUGACUUUUGACAAAGGUGGUAAAUUCAGACAACAUUAUGAUCUAAUAAACUUUAUUUUUUAAAAAUGA